Messenger RNA from Fonsecaea nubica, 1635 nucleotides. RefSeq lists its product as hypothetical. Gene Ontology annotation, biological process: ergosterol biosynthetic process. NCBI's taxonomy places the organism in Eukaryota, Fungi, Ascomycota, Eurotiomycetes, Chaetothyriales, Herpotrichiellaceae. The coding region runs from base 1 to 1635 and encodes 544 amino acids. Gene Ontology annotation, molecular function: heme binding; oxidoreductase activity, acting on paired donors, with incorporation or reduction of molecular oxygen; monooxygenase activity. The transcript is spliced from 4 exons. The record is from RefSeq and is a predicted model, not a curated record.
AUGACGCUCAUUGUGAGGCUCCUAACCACACUGCUCUGGCUCAUCGGGAUCUCCAUCGUCACCAACAUUGUCAAGCAGCUGUUCUUCCGAGAUCCUCACAGACCGCCUGUUGUAUGGCAUUGGGUGCCUCUGAUUGGCAGCACAGUGGACUAUGGGCAAGACCCGUACAAGUUCUUCUUCAAAUGCCGAGAAAAGUACGGUGACUUUUUCACAUUUGGGCUGCUUGGAAUGAAAGUCACGGUCUACUUGGGAGCCAAGGGCAACAACUUCAUCUUGAAUGGGAAGUUGAAGGAUCUCAAUGCCGAAGAGGUAUAUGGCCCACUCACAGUGCCGGUCUUCGGUCGUGGUGUGGUAUACGAUGUGGACAACGCGAGGUUUAUGGACCAAAAAAGACUGUUGAAGGAAGGCUUCACAAGUCAGAAUUUGCGAGCAUACGUUCCCCAAUUCGUCAAAGAAACCGAGCAAUACAUCAACACCAACGCCAUCUUCCGGGGCGAGGGCGGAGUAUGCGACAUAUCCACCGUGCUUUCAGAAAUUUCCCUGUAUGCCGCAGCUGGCUCACUGCAGGGAAAGGAAGUCAGGGAUUCUUUCGACUCCUCAUUCGCCACUUAUUACCGCCAUCUCGACGACGGCUUUGCACCCGCCAAUUUCAUGUUUCCAUGGCUUCCCACACCCGUGAACCGGCGGCGAGACCGUGCUCAGAGGAAGAUGGCCAAGCUGUACAUGGACAUCAUUAGACAGCGACGAUCGACUGGGAACCAGGACGGUAGCCACGACAUGCUCUGGGCGUUGAUGGACGGCCGUUACAGAGAUGGCACUCCACUGUCAGACGAAGAGACGGCCAACCUCAUGAUCGCCCUGCUCAUGGGCGGCCAGCACAACACGGCAGCCUCGGGGACGUGGAUCAUGCUCCAUCUCGCUCACCGCCCACAUCUCAUCGAGGAAUUGUACCAGGAACAGCUGAAUGUCCUCGGAGAUCAAACCCCGACGUAUGACACGCUGCAGAAACUCGCGCUGCAUAACAAUGUCAUCAAGGAAACGCUGCGGCUCCACAGCCCGAUCCAUUCCAUCAUGCGCAAGGUCAAGCAACCCAUGCCGAUCCCCGAUACCGACGUCGUCGUCCCCGCAGGCCACAUACUGCUCGCAGCGCCGGGGGUUCCUUCUCGGUGCGAGGAAUUCUUCCCUAACCCUAUGGCGUGGAACCCGCAUCGGUGGGACAAGCCUGACGAGACGGAUGCGGAGGCCCAGACACAGUCACAGCAGAACGAGAAAAGCGACGACAAUGAUACAGUGGAUUACGGAUACGGAGCUGUCUCCUCCAAGGCGGUCAACAGCCCUUACCUGCCCUUCGGCGCAGGUCGACACCGGUGUGUCGGGGAAACUUUUGCGUAUGCGCAGCUGGGGGCUAUCCUUGCGACCAUGGUGAGACUUUUGCGCUGGGGGCAGGUCGAUCCCAGUGCACCGGUGCCAGCGACGGACUAUUCGGUAAGUGACACGAUGCCAGUUAAUGAGCUUCUUGAAGUAGCUGAAGUGUACUCUGUCAUUCAACAAUCGAGGGAGAAUGUUAAUUUGUUACAGUCCAUGUUCUCACGACCAAUGCAUCCCGCUACGAUCAAGUGGCAGCGUCGACAUUGA